CCCUAAAAUGGCUGUGUCUCGCAAGCAUUCGUGUCGUUGUUGCCUUAGCAGUUCGAUUAGGGUCUUCGUGAAUCUCCAAUGCAGCGAUGGCUGCCCGAUCUCCUCUGUUGCGCUUGCUGCGCAGUUCUUCUCAUACCGUGAUACCUUCUGCACCUCGCGACUGCAUCGCUUCGCAUGCCUCGGUGAACCAAGCCUACAAUACUGCUUUUUCGGGCUCCUUCUUUCAGCAAUGCCGUUCCUUCGUGCAGAUGCGGACGCGUCUGGAAGUCGCUGACAACUCCGGGGCGAAGCACGUCUCGUGCAUCAAGGUCCUGGGCGGGGGCAAGCACGGGAAGAUCGGCGAUAUCAUCAUCGCCUCUGUGAAGGACGCCGUGCCGCGGGGGAAGGUGAAGAAGGGAGAGGUUGUGAACUGUGUGAUUGUCCGUGCCGCAACGCAGAGACAGCGCAGCGAUGGAAGUGAAAUUAGGUUUGAUAAGAAUGCAGUUGUUGUAGUGAACAAGCAAGGGGAGCCUAUAGGGACUCGUAUCUUUGGGCCCGUUCCUCACGAACUGCGAGUGAAAAAUUUUAUGAAAAUUUUGACGUUGGCUGAUCACGUCACAUAGAGGAAUUAGUCAUGUCUAUUUCAUUUUUUAUGUAGUGAUUUUCCUCUACUUAUAUGUUUCUCGGUGUUGUUUGACUCCCCUAAAUCCUGGUGUCAGCAAUAGGACACGGAAAUGCUGAUUAACCUGUGUAGAGUUUCGCUAAUUACGACUCUCAACAUUUUUUUUGAAGAAUUGUUCGAGCUGAACCAAUUCAGGUGUCUUUAUUUCUGUUUGUGUGAGAAGAAUUAGAUUCUCCAGGUUAGUGAUAACCACAUUGGCAUGUGGAUUUCAGUUGUGUUGUUGUUUUCUGACCUAAUGUGAUAUUUCAUGGAUCAACGUUUUGCCUGCA
Molecule: messenger RNA, 930 nt
Organism: Physcomitrium patens
Lineage: Eukaryota; Viridiplantae; Streptophyta; Bryopsida; Funariales; Funariaceae
Biological process (GO): translation
Cellular component (GO): ribosome; mitochondrial large ribosomal subunit
Molecular function (GO): large ribosomal subunit rRNA binding; structural constituent of ribosome
Source: RefSeq, a predicted model, not a curated record